This is a messenger RNA of Hypanus sabinus (Atlantic stingray), 7582 nucleotides long. Its product is annotated as protocadherin-10-like. The transcript is spliced from 2 exons. Bases 1 to 4833 code for a protein of 1610 amino acids. Gene Ontology annotation, biological process: homophilic cell-cell adhesion. The record is from RefSeq and is a predicted model, not a curated record. Gene Ontology annotation, molecular function: calcium ion binding. Gene Ontology annotation, cellular component: plasma membrane. NCBI's taxonomy places the organism in Eukaryota, Metazoa, Chordata, Chondrichthyes, Myliobatiformes, Dasyatidae.
AUGGCGAAUUCGCAGAACAACAACGCCUUGAUACUGUUGAUGCUGAUUUUUAUUCUCCUUGUUGUCGCACUGAGACAAGGUAUGGGUCUGAUUCGCUAUUCUAUUCCGGAGGAAAUGGAAUAUGGCUCUUCUGUUGGGAAUAUUGCUGAAAAUUUAGGUCUAAGCAUACGAGAGUUAUCAGCACGAAAAUGUCGUUUCGUCUCAGCUGACGGAAGCCGGCAUUUAGAGGUAAAUUUAGAGACCGGUCUCCUGUUUGUUAGCGGUCGGAUAGACAGAGAACAGCUUUGUGCACAGAGCCCUACUUGCAAUAUUGCCUUUCAGAUAAUUCUAGAAAACCCUCUCGAAAUGUACCGCGGGGAAGUGGACAUUCUCGAUAUAAAUGAUAAUUCGCCCUCUUUCCUAGAAAACGGCAUUGUCUUGCAAAUGGCUGAAUCUGUUGCACCGGGUACCCGCUUCCCACUAGAGAGCGCACUUGAUCCAGAUGUGGGAUCAAACACCGUCAAUACUUAUAUACUGAGUCCGAACGAGAACUUUGGUUUGAAGAUGCACGUCAGGAAGAAUAUUGUUACAAACGCAGAGUUGCUGUUGCAGAAAUCAUUGGACCGUGAAAAAGAAGCAGCUAUCCAACUUGUAUUGACGGCCAUUGACGGCGGCAAGCCCCCGAGGUCAGGGACAACUCAAAUCACCAUCCGCGUACUAGACAACAACGAUAAUGCACCUGUGUUCGAUAAUGAUGUAUAUACGGCGAAACUGGAAGAAAACGCACCUUUGGGAACAUUGGUGACGAAAAUCAGUGCUGUUGAUCUGGAUCAAGGUACUAAUGGUGAGCUGAAAUACUCUUUCGUUAAUCUCCCAGGGAGAGUGCGUGAAUUAUUCAGUUUGAAUCCUGAAACUGGUGAGUUGAAAGUUCAGGAACGGCUGGACUUUGAGGAUAAGAAAUGCUACGAACUCGAUGUGCAAGCCUUAGAUAAUGGUUCACCAGCACUUAUAGGACGUUCCAAAGUGCUGAUCGAUUUGAUUGAUAUGAAUGAUAAUGCUCCGGAGAUAACAGUGAUAUCCCUGUCUGGCAAAGUCCACGAAGAUGCCCUGCCCGGGACAGUGGUUGCACUGUUGGACGUAACGGAUCGUGAUUCAGGAGUAAACGGACAAGUUCACUGUGAGAUUCCACUGGGACUUCCGUUUAAAAUUGAGUCCUCCCAGAAAGACCAUUUCAAGGUGGUCACCACUCGCCUACUGGAUCGGGAAACCACCCCAAUGUAUAAGAUAUCUGUCACAGCCUGGGACUCCGGGCUUCCUCCGCUAUCAAGAAAUCAAACAAUCCAGUUAUCUGUCUCUGAUGUAAAUGACAACACACCACGAUUUUCCCAAUCAUCCUACGCUGUCUAUGUGAUGGAAAAUAAUGCUCCGGGUAUUUCCAUUUUCACAGUUACUGCGUUCGAUCCGGAUCUGGACCAGAACUCCUAUAUUUCUUAUUCCUUAAAGGAAAUUUCGCAGGAUUCACUGAUGCCCACAUACUUCAGCAUUUCCCCGAUGAACGGCACAAUUUACGCAUUGCGCUCCUUUGACUACGAGAUGGUCAAAAGCAUUCAGAUCCAUGUUCAAGCCCGUGACGCUGGAGUGCCUCCACUGAGCAGCAGCGCUACGGUGAGUGUGAUCAUCCUGGAUCAAAAUGACAACGCUCCUGUAAUUGUUUCACCUUCAGUAGAGAGUGGAUCGGGAAGCGUGGAGAUCCUGCCCCAGAUAGCGGGUCAGGGCUACUUGGUCACCAAAAUCAUAGCAAUUGAUGCAGAUUCUGGUCAGAAUGCUCGGCUGUCUUACCAGAUAGUUCAGGCAACCGAUCUCACUCUCUUCAGCGUGGGGCGGAACUCCGGGGAAAUCAGAACAACGAGAAGUAUUUUAGAGCUGGACGAUGCAUCGCAGAGUAUUGUCAUCUUAGUGAGGGAUAAUGGACAGCCGAGCAUGUCCACUACAACCACAAUCUCCUUGUCGAUUUUGGGCAAUGUUACUGAGAAUUUGUCUGAAAGGAGGGAUUUUCAUAGUAAUCCUGGUUAUGUUUCGGAUGUGAAUCUUUAUUUACUUGUAACCUUCGGAUCAACAUCGGUUUUGUUUCUUCUGAUAAUCGUUUUCUUGGUUUUAUUAAAGUGUAAGCAAGAUAGUGGCAUUGUCCGAGGUUUCGGUUGCCCAAUAUGUUGUUCCAGGCCGAGAAAUUCGAAGGAAGCUUUUACUCGGGGCGAUGCACCAAGAGAUUCGUCAAAUGGUACUAGAACUGGUCAGAUGGCAUCCUUCCCUGAGAAUUAUCAUUACUCGGUGUGUUUGACACCGGAAUCAUCCAAGAGUGAAUUUCUUUUCCUGAAACCCUACAAUCUAAACUUUACUCAAGAAAUUCGUGCUUCUGGAAAAGAAGGCGGCCUCACAACAAUGGCGAAUGUACAGGGUAAGAAAGCCUUGCAGUCCCUGGGAUUGCUUUUUAUUGUUAUUAUUUGUGCAUUCAAUAUGGUUUUCGGACAGAUUCGCUAUUCGAUUCCCGAAGAAAUGGAGCGGGGAUCAAUCAUUGGAAACAUUGCUGAAGAUUUGGGAUUAAAGGCUGGAACAUUGCUUGCUCGUAGAGGACGGCUUGUCUCCGGUCGCAUUAAACCAUAUGCGGAAUUAAAUUUUCAGAGUGGGGUUUUAUUUGUCAAUGAGAGAAUGGACAGAGAAAAAAUUUGUGGAUCGAUAUCUACCUGCAUUCUUCCUUUCCAAAUUGUGAUUGAAAAUUCCCCAGAAAUGUACCGCGGUGAAUUGGAGAUUGUUGAUAUAAAUGAUAAUUCGCCCAUUUUCCCGCAAAGCACCAUUGCCUUGCAGAUUGCUGAAAUUAUUGCACUCGGCUCUCGUUUUCCGCUGGAGAGCGCUCUCGAUCUGGACGUGGGGACAAAUGCAGUCACUUCGUACGUGAUCAGCCCUAAUGAACACUUCAGUCUGAAAGUGGAGAACGCAGAAGAAGGCAUUAAAAUUGCAGAGCUAUUGUUGGAGAAAUCCCUGGACCGCGAGAGGCAGGCAUCUUUUCAGCUGGUGUUGACGGCCGUUGACGGAGGAAAGCCACGGAAAUCUGGGACAACUCAGGUUGUAAUUACUGUGCUGGACAGCAACGAUAACGCGCCGAUUUUCGAUCGGAAGAUAUACAAAGCCAGCCUGGCAGAAAACACGUCUAAGGGAUCCCCAGUGGUUACCGUGCACGCUUCGGAUGCAGAUGAAGGCUUAAACGCAGAGGUAACUUACUCUUUCAGCAAUCGUGUCCCAAGGAAAGUGCAGGAAUUGUUCAGUUUGGAUCCCCUGACGGGAGAAAUUAGAGUCUUAGGAGAUCUGGACUUCGAAGAGGCAAACAGUUACACAGUGGAUGUUCAGGCUGUGGACAGAGGUUCACCAGCCAUUGCAGGGCAUUCUAAAGUUCUAAUCAGGAUUGCUGAUGUCAAUGAUAACGACCCGGAAAUAGAAGUAAACCUGGUGACUACAAAGGUCACAGAGACUGCAGGGCGCGGGACAGUAAUCGCAAUGAUCAAUGUGCAUGAUCGAGAUUCUGGGGUGAACGGAGAAGUUCACUGCAAGAUUCCACCACGUAUUCCGUUUAAGUUGCAGGCAUCAUCGAGCGAUCAUUAUAAACUAAUUACCAUUGACUUGUUAGAUCGGGAAAAUACAGCACUCUAUAAUAUUGCUGUUUUCGCCUGGGACUCGGGAUCUCCUCCUCGAUCGACGAACAAAACUAUCCAGAUAUGGGUUUCUGAUGUCAAUGACAACGCCCCGAGGUUCGCACAGUCUUCUUACACAGUUUAUGUGAUGGAGAACAACGCUCCUGGUGCGUUUAUUUACGCAGCAGCUGCUGUCGAUCCUGAUUUGGAUCAGAAUUCUUAUGUUUCUUACUCGUUUGUAGAGAGCCUUAUCCAGGACUUACCAGUAUCCAGAUAUCUCAACAUUAAUUCUGUGAAUGGUACCAUUUAUGCGCUGUGCUCUUUUGAUUAUGAGAAUAUCAAAACGUUCCAGGUCUACGUUCAAGCUCGGGACGCCGGAGUGCCCCCACUGAGCAGCACCGCUACGAUGAAUGUGAUCAUCCUGGAUCAAAAUGACAACGCUCCAGUAAUUGUUUCACCUUCAGCAGAGAGUGGAUUAGCAGCUGUGGAGUUCGUGCCGCAUUCAGUGGGUCAGGGGUACUUGGUCACCAAGAUAAUGGCAACUGACGCAGAUUCUGGUCAGAACGCGCGGCUGUCCUAUCAGGUGCAGAGACCCACUGAAUCUAGUUUAUUCAAUAUUGGGCAAAGCUCGGGCGAAAUUAGAACAGCUCGUAAUAUUUUGGAGUCUGAUGCCACUACACAAACUCUAGUAAUUGUGGUGAAGGAUAAUGGGCAGCCAAGCCUUUCCUGCACGAUUACAAUUCUCCUUACAGUUACGGACAACAUCACUGAAAGAAGCAUUGAAAACAGUAAUUUUGUAGUGAUGCCCGAAGAUUUCUCUGACCUGAAUCUUUACUUAAUUGUCAUUUUCGGCUGCACUUCUGCUCUCUUUCUUGUCACCAUCAUUCUCCUGAUUGGCAUCAAAUGUAACAUGAACAGAAACGUCAGCCAAGACUACAAUUCACCCAGUUGUUGCUACAGCCUUAAAAAUUCUAACGACAACUUUCACCUAAGACCUCAAGUGAAGGAAUCAUUAAAUGACAAUCGAACAAAUUCGAUGGUUUACGUAACGGAAGACCAUCAUUAUUCUGUUUGUUUAUCUCCAGAGUCAGCGAAAACCGAUUUCCUGUUUCUGAGGCCGUGCAGCCUGCCUGUAUCUCAGGCCCAAUGUCAAUCUAUAAAUAUCGGAUAACAACGCCACUUCUAAGUCUCUUUAAAACCAAGAAGUUGGACCAAUGGGAAUAAAUAAUUAAAGAGAACCCGAAACAAAGUCCAUUGUUUAUGAGGCGAAAGAACCGUAUUUUAAUAUAAAUAUUGAUUGCAAAAUGCAACAUUUUCACAAUAUUUAAUCCAGACAUUUGUUAACUGUUAUAAAUAUUCGACGAUGAAUUAUUGACUCACACUCUCAUGUCUUUUGUUGUUAUGUCAAUUGCACCAAGCUUGGUGGUCCCAUAAAAGUCGUUACUCUUCAAUGUAUAUUAAUGAGAUUAUAAAUAAGUAGUAUUCAAAAACAAAGCGUUUUGUAAGAAGUGCAUAACCCAAAAUAAUACUCCGUAUUUAUUCAAGAGCCGAACCAUGACAGAAAGGCGUUGCAGAUUUGUUGGGCAGAAUGGCCCAAUUCUGCUCCUAUGACUUACAUAUUAUUGUUUAAACCUAUCGUUCCUCUGACGAUAAUGGGAAUAGAAAACGGACAAGUGAAAAGUACACGAGCCACAUCAAAUUAUAAGCUGUGAUAACGGUUAUGAUGAUAUGUUAAGCCGAAAAACGUGACAAGUAAAGCGGGAGUAUUAUGAAAAAAGGCAGAUGAAGUAAGACGCCCAGUUAUUAACCAUAUGGAUAUAAAUAUCCGAACAUCAGAGGGAGAGUGGGGCUGAUUAGAUGAAAUAAAUGAUGUCAGCAUAGAAGGUGAAGAUACAGCAGGAGUAUUAAAUAAAUGAUUGGAUUAUGUUUAUACAGUCUGUUAGGAUUCAAAACUUGAACCACAACCAUAUGUCCUAACGAAUUCCCCGGAUUCACCACCCACUAGUUAUAGAACUCUCUCCUCAUCUGUGCUCGAUAGGGACGACCCUGAAUUCUGAGCCUGUGUCUCCUUAUCCUUGAUUUCCCCACUACAAGAAACAACUCUAUCUAGGCCGUUUAAUAUUCUAAAUUGAGUAAUCAGACAGAGAACAAGAGAAUCAUUAUUACAAUUGACAGACGGGGAGACUGAGAUAAAGCUUGUUAAUAGCAAAACUCUUGCCUGGAGAAAAUGCAAAUCUAACCAAAAGAAUAAGAGCAAUUGGAGAGAACUAAAGCUCAGUAGAACAGCGAGUUACGGAAUGGGGCCGUAGGGAAAAUCUGAAAUGAAGGGAAAUGCUGUUUUUUCUGUGAAUGGGAGAAAUGGCGUUCUGACCUUAUGGUGGACGAUACAAAAAUAGGUGGACGAGCGGCUAGUGUUGUGAACCAUGCAGUCUGCAGAAGAACUAGACAGCUGACGAGAAAGGGUAAAGAAGCAGCAGAUGGAAUAUAGUGCAGUGAAGAGUGUGAUCUUGCACUUUGUUUGAAGGAAUAAAGGCAUAGACUAUUUUACAACCGGGUCGAACAUUUAGAAAUCAGACGUGCAAAGGAACUUGGGAGUUCUCGUGCAGGACUUCUUAAAGGAUAACUUGCAGUUUAAGUCGUUGGUAAAGAUACAAAAGUAAUAUUAACAUUCAUUUCAAGAGAAUUCGAUAGAACAGCAAAAAUGUAAUACUGAGGCAUUAUGAAUUAUUUUUCAUCUAUCACUUGGGAGUAUUGUGAGCAGAUUUGCGUCCCUCCUUUUCGAAGGUUCAUUUACAGCAGCUUGUAAACAAAGUAUUCAAUUACGCAGUAAUCCAUCGAUACUUUUUCUUUCACUCUUCAGCUGAGGAUAAAAUAACUUCUCUGGCACCAAACUUGAAGUGUAACAAUAACGUUCGUUGGGAAUGUCAUUCGGAAUUUCACAGCUGCUAUUGUCCAUGUCAAACUUCCCACUCCAAAUGCAGACUUUGGAAUAGAAUCUAAAGAUUAAUACAAUUUCUCAUAAAUAAGAAACAACGCGGGAAGUAGUAAAAUUAUAUUCGCAAUUAUAUUGGGCUCGCUGUCUAAGAAAAGAACUGUUCUGGCCAAAGGGUCCAGGACCAGAAGACACAGCCUCCGAAUAGAAGGCGGCCCUUUUUAAAAUAGAUGAAGAAGUACUCAGGCGGACAAUAUCAGCAGACUUGUAUUUCUAUAUUGCAUGCUAAAGAACAAAAGCAAAGUGUAGUAUUCGCCAUUAUUUCAGUUGUUCUGAAGUACUGAAGAAGACAAGAGUGACAUUUUGUAGAUAUUUGGGGGAUGUUAGUCUUUUCAAUUAUAAAUUAAUCCAACAAUCCUGAAUAUUUGGUCUUUAUUUUUAGGAUCUACUGUAUACAGUUUCGUGCUCAGUUUUCUCCAGACGCUUUGAAAUACUCAUUAAAAAUAACAAUCUCUGUUUUGUUUCUCCAAACUAAAUAUUUAUCCAACCAUUAGCACCCUUCUCUUUUCCCUGCAAACGCCAAUCUCAUUGCUGACAGAGAGCGCGAAAUAACAUUCUAAAUAUACUAUACAAAACUCGAAGCAUUAGAUAUACGAAUUUACCAUGCAAAUAAAAGUCCUAAACACGAGAAUAAAUUGUGCGCAAAUGUUGUUUGAAUACAAAUUAACAAUGACUUCCAUUGCCCGUUAAUAGCAUUAGAUUACCGAACUAUUCACGCCCGUUCACUUUUCUCCAAAAAAACCUUAUUUAAACACCUUAAGUAAAACACGAAAUUAAUUUUAAAUUUGAUGAUAUCCAUAGCGUCAUGUCUUCGAAACCUCAACUUGCGUACCUGAAAAUUUAUAAUGAAAUACUCAACAAUAUUUACUUUGAAUGAUAAUGAGUUUACAUUUCCUUCAAAAGUAAUAAUUCGUAAAAUAAUAGAAUU